AAAAAAAAAAACUCCAUUAAUAACCUAACCAAAAAACAAAAAAAAUAAAUCUUCACCCCCUUAUAUAUAUAAUCAUGUGGAGGUUAUUAGUAUCAAUAAGGCAAAAUUUACAAAAUAUGGGAAAAAGUCCAAGAGUAGCUGAUGAAAAUAUGACAAAUAUUUGUAGAGGUGAAAAUAAUAGAUCAACAAGGCAACAUAAUUGGACCGGGUUUUCGAUCAUUUGUGGCGUUUUUCGCGCUCCAUUAGCCUUAUUUUCGUGCUUAAAUCAUCCUCGACUCAAUGGAACGGAUGGAGUUUGGGUUUCUGGAGAAUUUUCACAAAUUUCUGAAAUGAAUCAUCUUAUGGUUAGUGAUAGUAUGCGUUAUGCAAUAUUGAUGUGAAGAAAAAAAAAAGAUUAUGGUAAGAAAUGAAAUGAAAUUUUUAGUUAUGAUGAGACUUUUUUUUUUUUUUUUUGGUUUGUGUUUUUGGGUAUUUUUUUAAAUAUAUAUUUUGAUGUACGUGAAGUUUUGGAUUUGUUAUUUUUCCUGAGGAAAUCUAGGGUUUGUAUAUGUGUUACUUCCUCGAUUUUAUUUUAUACGAUAAUGUUUGAUUUGAUAAAGAA
Molecule: messenger RNA, 601 nt
Organism: Solanum tuberosum (potato)
Lineage: Eukaryota; Viridiplantae; Streptophyta; Magnoliopsida; Solanales; Solanaceae
Exons: 1
Coding region: 75-380 (101 amino acids)
Source: RefSeq, a predicted model, not a curated record